Molecule: messenger RNA, 1352 nt
Organism: Fusarium oxysporum Fo47
Lineage: Eukaryota; Fungi; Ascomycota; Sordariomycetes; Hypocreales; Nectriaceae
Exons: 3
Coding region: 60-1352 (430 amino acids)
Biological process (GO): secondary metabolite biosynthetic process
Molecular function (GO): FAD binding
Source: RefSeq, a predicted model, not a curated record
AAGUCAUCUUGGUCGUUAACUUAAACUCAUUGCUCGUCUAUAUAUGUCCACUCGCCACCAUGACUGUUAAGAACACUACAAAUGGCAAUGGCAAUGCCAAUAGCAAUAUCAAAGCUGCUAUCAUCGGUGGAGGUCCAGGUGGCUUAGGUGCCGCAAUUGCCCUCGCCAAGUUAUCCUUCGUUGACUGGACUCUGUAUGAGAAGAAGCCCGAGAUCAGUGAGACAGGCGGCGGUAUCAGUCUUCAACCACAUACAUGGAAGAUGCUUGAAUGGAACGGGUCAUCCAAGAACAUUAAGCCCAGUGACUUGUUCAGGUCUCCUGACGGUAUCAGUGGACAACAGCGCAACGGGCGAACGGGUGAGCUUAUUGAGCAAAGCUAUCAUCCCGAAGAUACACCCAUUCACCGACGCAGUGGCCGUCAGAGGAGAUCAAAGCUACAGGCAGCUCUUCUCAAAGAGGUCGAUGAGUCAAAAAUCAAGCUCUCCAAGAAGCUCGUGGGCAUUGAAAAACUGUCAAGUGGCAGAGUAAUCAUCCGAUUUGAGGAUGGCUUUACGGAUGAGGUUGAUCUCUUGAUUGCUGCAGAUGGCAUAAGAUCGGUCGUCCGGUCGUUUACUUUUCCUUCGCACAAAAUCAGAUACAAUGGCCAGUCCGCAUAUCGCACCAUCAUCAGCAAGUCUGAAGUUAAUGCUCUUGGCACAAUCCCCCAUGCAUCAACAUUCUGGCAGAAUCUAGGCGGUAGAUACGUGUUUACGAGUCCGCUUGGAGACGACGACUUUGAAGUCACAGCACGUAUCUCCCGGCCGUCAGAAGGUCAGGACCACGUCAGCUGGGGUCGACCCUUUGACUUCAGCACACUUGUCCACGAGUACGAUGGAUUCUGCGAGCCCGUUCGCCAAGUUGUGCAGUUAGCAGCAAAGGGGGAGACUCAAGAAUUUGCUCUGUUUUCUGGGCCGCGACUAGAUCGAGUAGUUGCUCUUGAUUCGAUAGCCCUGAUCGGAGAUGCUUCGCAUCCCUUGUCAGGAGCAUUUGGGGCGGGAGCCGGAUUUGCCCUUGAGGAUGUGUAUACACUGUCCAAAACUCUUGAGUGGGCUUGGACUCAAGGUGGAGGUAUUAAAGCUGCACUGGAGUUAUACGAUCGCAUCAGGUCACCGCAUUACCAUGAUCUAUAUAAUGUCCUGGACUGGUAUGCAGGCAUUGGCAAGGAGAUUGCGGCAGAAGGGCUAUCCGUAGACGACGAAAUUGAGGCAAAGGUGAGAAGAACAAAGGGCAAGAAAUCGAACUGGAUGUAUUAUUACGACAUCCAGACUGUUGUUGAUAAUGUUCUUGAUGGCUUGGAUAGCAAGGAAAACUGA